Ciona intestinalis (vase tunicate) is the source of this 1888-nucleotide messenger RNA. NCBI's taxonomy places the organism in Eukaryota, Metazoa, Chordata, Ascidiacea, Phlebobranchia, Cionidae. The record is from RefSeq.
CGAAAAUGCCACUGUGACGUAAUAAGAAAAUGGUCUUAAAGGUAAAGUCAAAAAUUUCAUCAGCGACAGUUUCAGUCACGAAAGCAGGUCGAGUAACAACUGUUGAAAAAUGGAAAACGGAUUGGUUUCACGAGAUCAGCGAGUUAUUUCACCUUACAACGGAUCAAGUAACACCAUGCUUAUCCUCCGGAAAACCAACAUUGGAGCGGGUAAGAGCGCUAGAGAGCAAAGCAAAACUGAACACCGUACUAUCACUAAUAGAGAGAUACAUCAAAGGCAGUGUGAAUACCCACCCCUCAAUUAUCAAAAACUCAAACUCAAACUCGAAUAAUAAUUCAAUCCAGUUUCGAAAAAAGCAACAUCAUUGGGAUUGUAUGCCUUGGACUAUGGUUGACCCUAAUGAGGUAUGUCCUGUUGAUUACUUUCACCAACCGAAAGAAGACAAACAAACUUGGAACGUAGAAGAAGCCAUCGAAAUACUUGCAGCAGAGAACCCAAGCAAAGAUAUUAUUACUGGUUCAUUGACACCAGAAGACUCAUGCAGUGAUAGUGAAGAUUAUCUCACGAAAUUCUUCCCCUCAAUCACGAAUUUGAGAUCAUAUGAUACCGCAAACCCACAAGAAGCCAUGAGCAGCAUUUCUGUGAAGGAAAAUCACAAUCAUAUAAAAAAUGAACCACAGAGAAAUUUGAUGGAAAAUAGUUGCAAGCAAAUCGACAACGUUCGUAAACGGAAACGAAGCGACGAUACAAUAGUGGUCGAAGACAACUCCAAUCCGAAACCGGAAGUCGAACGAAUUGUAUUGAUGUCUCCAAGUGGUAGCAGAACACUAACAGUUCCAAGGCUUGCGCAAGGUCGCAAGGUUGUGAUGCAAAAUGGUUUGGUUACAAUUCCCAAUGCAAGCGUUUUACUGAAGCGACUGAAGCUGAACGCGGAAAACUUAAAGCAAAAACAAAGGUCAAUAAGCACGGACGCCUCAGCCAAUGAAAACGACAAGCGUGGCUUACAAAAACUCGGGGAACCAAUCAGAGUCCGUCAUACUUCACUGCACUCACAUGACCAACAUGAAAUUAAGCAGCCAACCACAAGCAGCAGUAGCACGAAGUACGAAACGAUUGACUUGCAGUCGCUGCUAGGGUUCGAUGAUGACGUCACUGUCGAUGAUGACGUCACAGUGCUGCCAGGGAACAGCGCAACAAAGGACAAAGUAGUAUAUGGAAGUACUGAAGGUCAGCUCACAGGUGUUCUGAAGGAAGUUGAAAGCCAAAACAAACCAAAAAGGAAGUACAACAAAAAGCCGAAAGUGAGCGUAAGAAUGGCGGGGUCAGAAAACGACAAAGAAUUGGUGAAACCGCCAUUGCCGUACAACCAAUUGAUAUAUCUUGCUUUUAAACACGCCGGAUGUAAGCAACUCACUGUGAGACAAAUCUACAAAUUCGUGACGUCGCGAUUCCCGUAUUAUGCUUACGCUAACUUAAAUUGGCAGAACGCCAUACGUCACCAGUUAUGUUGCAGUAACCACUACCAAAAAAUAUUGUUACAUCCCAACGAAGUAGCGAACGAUAAACAGGGAAAAUAUGCUUGGGAGAUCCCAACCCAAGUCUCAAUAGAGAAAUUGGAUGAUGAUUUGACAACACACUUGGAAAAAGACGGCGUAAUCGACAAAAUUAGGCUGGCUAUGCCCCAGGACACAGGCGAUUUUGAGGAGUUAUUUGGAGAUUGUAAGCACGACACCCCUGUAAUUUCGGACAGCACAGAUCUGUACGAACACUUGCUGCAAAUGUGAACUAUAAAGACAGUGUUAAAAUUUGCGAUUGUUUUUCUACGUACACACUACCUAUUUAUUUGAAAGUUUAUUUUUCGAUUCAAAAUUGCAAUAAAGUAAAGAAU